Mauremys reevesii (Reeves's turtle) is the source of this 1305-nucleotide messenger RNA. Its product is annotated as olfactory receptor 52R1-like. Gene Ontology annotation, cellular component: membrane. Lineage: Eukaryota; Metazoa; Chordata; Testudines; Geoemydidae. The coding region runs from base 1 to 1305 and encodes 434 amino acids. Gene Ontology annotation, molecular function: olfactory receptor activity; G protein-coupled receptor activity. Gene Ontology annotation, biological process: G protein-coupled receptor signaling pathway. The record is from RefSeq and is a predicted model, not a curated record. The transcript is spliced from 3 exons.
AUGUCAGAUUCCAACAAAACUGACUUCACCAACCCCUCCACCUUCAUCCUGCUGGGCAUUCCUGGCAUGGAGAUGGCCCAUGUCUGGAUCUCCAUCCCCUUCUCUGCCAUGUACGCCAUAAUCACCUUGGGGAACUUCACCAUCCUGUUCAUCAUAAAGAUGGAGCUGAGCCUCCAUGGGCCCAUGUACUAUUUUCUCUGCAUGCUGGCCGGCAGUGACCUAGUCGUAUCUACGUCCAUUGUGCCCAAAAUGCUGAGCAUCUUCUGGUUCAAUUCCAGGGAGAUCGAUUUCAGUGCCUGCCUCACCCAGAUGUACUUCAUUCAUUGCGCCUCAGCGAUGGAGUCUGGGAUUUGCGUGGCCAUGGCUUUGGAUCACUAUGUGGCCAUCUGUCAUCCCCUGAGACAUUCCACCAUCCUGACAAACCCCAUGGUGGCCAAAAUUGGCCUGGCUGUGGUGCUGUGCAGUGGUUUGCUUGCAUUGCCCUUGCCCUUCCUGAUAAGGCAGUGGCCAUAUUGCAGAACCAUCAUUCCUGAGCCGUUUUGCUUACACGUAGCCAUGGUGAAGCUGGCCUGUGCCAAUACCAGCGUCAGUAGUUACUACGGCCUCUUUGUGCUAUUCUGUGUGAUGGGUCUGGAUGUGAUUCUUAUUGCUGUGUCCUAUAUCCAGAUCCUCAGGGCCAUCUUCAGCCUCCCCACAAAGGACGUCCGGCUCAAGACUUUGGGGACCUGCAGCUCCCACCUCUGUGUCAUCUUAGCCUUUUACAUCCCAGGUCUCUUCUCCUCUCUCAUGUACUGGUUUGGGCAGAAUGUGGCCGUACAUUUCCACGUUUUCAUUGCCAACAUGUUCCUCUUGCUGCCGCCCAUGCUGCACCCCAUCAUCUACGGGGUGAUGACCAGGCAGAUCUGGGACAGCCUGCUCCGGCUCUUUACUCAUAAAGGGAAGCAGGUGGCAGAGCUCCAGGAGGUGUCUAGGCUGAGGAGCAUCCAUGCCAAUGAGGAAUUCCUUGAGAGUAUUGAUGUGGAGAUGUCCAAGGCAGGGGAAGCUAUCCAGCUACAGAGAACUGCUGGCACAUCACUGGGGGAGGAGGAUAUGGCUCUGUCAGAGGGAGAACUCUGGCAGCUGGUUACUUCAGGCAGCAAACAGUGCUGCACCCCUACACCCAACCCAUCCACUGUGGUGAUGGAGAACCGUUACGCUGCCCUGGCAACGAGAAAUGAAGAAUCACCCCCUAAGGUACGGGAGGAGAAGCCAUGUACCCCCAAGGCUGGGAGGUCUUCAGCCACCAUUUCCCAGGAGGAAACAUAG